Messenger RNA from Talpa occidentalis (Iberian mole), 2754 nucleotides. RefSeq names its product myeloid associated differentiation marker (gene MYADM). Gene Ontology annotation, cellular component: cell-cell junction; plasma membrane. The transcript has 2 exons. The record is from RefSeq and is a predicted model, not a curated record. Lineage: Eukaryota; Metazoa; Chordata; Mammalia; Eulipotyphla; Talpidae. The coding region runs from base 62 to 1015 and encodes 317 amino acids.
CGCCGCCGCCCCAGCCCGCGCUCUCCCCUCCCCGCCGGGGCCCUCAGCCGAGGCCGCAGCCAUGCCGGUGACAGUGACCCGCACCGUCACGACCACCACGACAUCCUCAGGCCCGACUAUCGUGGGGUCCCCUCGGGCCCUGACGCAGCCCCUGGGUCUCCUCCGCCUGCUGCAGUUGCUGUCCACCUGUGUGGCCUUCUCACUGGUGGCCAGCGUGGGUGCCUGGAUAGGGCCCAUGGGCAACUGGUCCAUGUUCACCUGGUGCUUCUGCUUUGCCGUGACCCUGGUCAUCCUCAUGGUGGAGCUAGGGGGUCUCCAGGCCCGCUUCCCCCUGUCCUGGCGCAACUUCCCCAUCACCUACGCCUGCUAUGCCACCCUCUUCUGCCUCUCGUCUUCUAUCAUCUACCCUACCACCUACGUCCAGUUCCUGUCACAUGGCCGCUCCCGGGACCAUGCCAUCGCCGCCACCGUCUUCUCGUGCAUUGCCUGCAUGGCUUAUGCCACUGAGGUGGCCUGGACCCGGGCGAGGCCCGGCGAGAUCACCGGCUACAUGGCCACCGUGCCAGGGCUGCUCAAGGUGCUGGAGACCUUCGUGGCCUGCGUCAUCUUCGCCUUCAUCAGCGGCUCCAGGCUGUACCAGCACCAACCAGCCCUGGAGUGGUGUGUGGCCAUCUACGCCAUCUGCUUCAUCCUGGCCGCCGUGGCGAUCCUGCUGAACCUGGGGGAGUGCACCAACAUGCUGCCCACCCCCUUCCCCACCUUCUUGUCCGGGCUGGCCCUGCUCUCCGUCCUCUUCUACGCCAUCGCCCUGGUCCUCUGGCCCCUCUACCAAUUUGAUGAGAAGUACGGCGGUCAGCCGUGGCGGUCCAACGACAGGAGCUGUGGCACAAGCCACACGUACUACGUGUGCAACUGGGACCGCCGCCUAGCCGUGGCCAUCCUCACCGCCAUCAACCUGCUGGCCUAUGUGGCUGACCUGGUGCACUCGGCCCACCUGGUGUUUGUCAGGGUCUGAGGCCAGGCCCUGGGAUCCUGGCUCCCUCCAACUUUAUUCUUCUCCUGAGUUGGCUUUCCUGAGUUUGAUGUCCUCUUUCUGUCUCCCUCUCUCUCUCCUUUUCCCACGCCUCUGCUCGCUUCCCUCCUUUCUGGAGUUCUCUCCUUGCCUCCCUGUUUUGCCCGGUGACCUGAGAUCCAGGUUGGCCUCCGGCCUGUUACUAUUUCCCCUCCACUUCUCUUCCACUGGUUCUGCUUUUUGUCUCCUGGUGGAUCUUCGUAGCUGUUUUCUCCUCUGCCAGUUUGCUGACCACCUCCUACUCUGAUUUCUGACUUCCUCCUCCGGAGCCCUGAGACGACUUUCUUCUCUCCUCCCACCCCCCUACCUCCAAAGGUGCUGAGCUCCACGCCACACACCCCUCUUUUCAGCUGUUCAUGCCCUGGGCCUCCCAGGGGGCCUCCUUGCCAAAGCAUGCCUGCCCGCCCCGGCUGUGCCUUAGUUAGUGUGUAUGUGUGUUUUUUGGGGGGUGGGGGUAGGGAGCUAUGGAUUGGACCCCCUUUCUCCCAGGGGAGGGGGGUGCACAGUGCACCUCCCUUUAAGUUAAAAUAAAACACUCUCUGGAGGACCAUCAUUUCCAGUGGGCGGGAGGCUUCAAGCACAGACCCUAGGUCCCCAGGCCUCCUCCUGGCUGGCCAUGUCCGGAAGUUUUGCCUGGCUUACAAAAACCCACUGCAUAGAAGCCAUUUUAGCAGAAGGGGCAGGGGGAUGCAUCAAAAAAGCUGACAAAGAACCACAUGAUCUUGAAGACAAUGGCCUGAAGUAUUUGUGAGGGGCUGUGGGAUGGUCCCCCAGCCUAUGUGUUAUAAGUAGCUUGUCCCUCCUCUGUAGGGAGAAAAGAAAAUGGCCACUGCUGGCCUUAAAGGCAACGUUGGCCAAGGGGUUAUGUUUUUUUUUUUUUCUUAGUCCUGAACUCAAAGGCAAACAUGACUGUGGGGAAAGUUCUUAAAAAAAUUUUUUGUUGUUGGGUGGGGGGGAACUGUUGCUGCCGUAGUUACAAUUGCACUGCUUGAGUGAGUGGAUGGAACAUACAGGGGUGUUUCUGUGUGCUAGUUGCUUCCUGCUGCUGCUUGCUUCUCUGGGACUCACGCAUAAUGUGAUAUAUAUAAAUGUAUAAAUAUAUAUUUUAUUUUUUUUUAAUUCCCUGGAGCUUCUAGUUCCAAGCAGCCCCUCUGGAAGGCACCAGAGAAAACAGCCUUGGGACCACUUCCACAUUCAUAAUGUUGUUUUUUUUUUUACCUCAAUAUAAAGAUAAAAGAAAAACUGCUUGCUUUAUUACUGGGAAGGUCUCCAGGAUAGAAAACAAGGCCUGGAUUCCUGGGACUGGUUGGAGAAGGGGAUUGAAGGAGGCCAAGAUAACUCUGGCCUCGUCAGAAAAUAGAGCUGAGUCUGGAUCUCUCAAGUUUGCUUCUCAAGCCAGGAGAGCUGGUUAGGACAGAAAGGAAGACCUCUCUCCACCGUGUCCCAUGAGCAACUCAGCACCUCAGAUAAACAGUGUCCAAUGGAGUCCAGCAUCCCUAAAAUCAACUCUUCCGGGCUCCCCAUCUCAAUAAUUAGCCUCUCCAGGCAGAGAACACGUCUUUGUGUCAGUUCAAACACUUGAACUCACCAAAGGCGCAACAAACACUUGACUAUUCUCCCUCCUAAAGACUUUGAUAUCUGGGCCUCCCCUGGUGGCAGCAGCGGUUGAGCGCUGGGUUGCG